Suillus subaureus is the source of this 711-nucleotide messenger RNA. Its product is annotated as YL1 nuclear protein C-terminal domain-containing protein. NCBI's taxonomy places the organism in Eukaryota, Fungi, Basidiomycota, Agaricomycetes, Boletales, Suillaceae. Gene Ontology annotation, cellular component: Ino80 complex. The coding region runs from base 80 to 571 and encodes 163 amino acids. Gene Ontology annotation, biological process: chromatin remodeling. The record is from RefSeq and is a predicted model, not a curated record. The transcript has 6 exons.
GUUUAUCUUACAUAAAACCUUUGCAAACACCGCCCGCCGCUCCAGAGCCACGCCCUACUGCAUUGCUGAAGUAUAUUUGAUGCCGCCCAAAGGUACAACAAAGAAGAAGGCCGCGAACGACGGUUCCACCACUCAUACUCCUACUCUCGCCGAGCAGCUGUCAUACCUGCAUAGCCCUCGUCCAUUCAAGAAUCCUAACUACACUAAAAAUGCGAACCGUCGAACCAAGAACCUGAAAACCGUUCUAGGUCAGGAACGGGAGAAAGAACGCGUCGAAAGAGAGAGGCGGAGACAAGAGAGAGAUAAUCAGGCGAUGGAUAUUUUUGAAGUUAAGAAAGAGCUUGCCGAGGUGGACGAGGAAAUCUCAACCUACCUAUCGAUAGAAGCACCACCAUCUGUUCUGCCACAGAGACAUUACUGCGAUAUUACAGGGCUGGAGGCACCGUAUACCGAUCCCCGGACUGGACUAAGGUAUCACGACAAGAGCGUUUAUGAACUUAUUAAGAACCUCAGCCCAAGCGCGGCGAAGGACUAUCUGGCUGCAAGGGGCGUAAAUCCCGUCGUCCGAUAGAUAGCCUAUUGAUAUCCCUGAAAAUGGAUUCAUCAUCAUUCCCACCCCGGCACCGACUGCUAUGCAAUAGUGGCUCUAGCAAAUCGUAUGCCUGGGUGUACAUGGCUAUAUUGGAUGCACAAUUGAUUGCUUGAGCUUGC